This is a messenger RNA of Protopterus annectens (West African lungfish), 4573 nucleotides long. RefSeq names its product TIMP metallopeptidase inhibitor 2 (gene TIMP2). Gene Ontology annotation, biological process: negative regulation of membrane protein ectodomain proteolysis; negative regulation of endopeptidase activity. Gene Ontology annotation, cellular component: extracellular matrix. The transcript is spliced from 8 exons. Gene Ontology annotation, molecular function: protease binding; metalloendopeptidase inhibitor activity. NCBI's taxonomy places the organism in Eukaryota, Metazoa, Chordata, Ceratodontiformes, Protopteridae. Bases 593 to 1246 code for a protein of 217 amino acids. The record is from RefSeq and is a predicted model, not a curated record.
AAUGAGGCAGUUUGACAUGAAGGAGGGAACACAAGUGCUCACUUUAGGUAUAUUGUCUUGAAGAAGGCGGAGGAGGUAGAAAGGAAGCAUGUCUUACAAAAUCAAAAUUAAAAUCACAGCAACAGCAGCAGCUUAUAAGAAGAAGAGGCUGGCUGUGAUGGUCUCCCCACUGGCCGUUUGCCACAGGAGGAGGGACAGGAAGACUGUGUAUGCAGUAAUGAAAUGGGAAGCUUAACUGAGACAGAAAAACACACCCAUAGAAGGCAAGCAGACAGCCGUCAGAAGAUACAGAAAGACAGAGACAGCAGACAGGCAUUGCUGCAUUUCCAGACUUUUUUCUUCAUUUUGGAUUGCUCACCACUUAACUCUGUAGAAAAAUAUCCACUUCUUGCUUCUUCACAGCAACAUAAACAACCUGCAGGGGUCUGAAAGGGGAGAAGUUACUGCAGUCUCAGUGGGUCCAGAGGACUUCAUUUGCCAGAGAGUUGCUCCCAGUUUUGUUUGAUUCUACGCUGACCAUUUUCACUUGCCUUAUUACAUUUGACCAUUCUUCUUGAGCUUGUGUGCUGCUGGGCACUGUGAAGGGUUGAGAAUGAGUGGACACCUGCGCACUGUAACUGCCGUGCUGGUCACCCUGAUGCUCUGGAGAGUAGAGCAAAUCACUGACGCUUGCAGCUGCUCCCCUGUCCACCCACAGCAAGCUUUCUGCAACGCAGAUGUAGUGAUUCGAGCAAAAGCAGUCAGUGAAAAAGAAGUGGAUUCAGGGAAUGACGUUUAUGGCAAUCCAAUUAAGAGAAUCCAGUAUGAGAUCAAGCAGAUCGGGAUGUAUCAGGGUCCAUCUAGUACAUGUAAGAACAUUUUUACAGUUCCUCAGACAUCUGCAUCCGGAGUGAGACUGAUCAGGGUAGAGUAUCUUAUACUCGGGAAGUUGGAGGGAGAUGGUAAGAUGCACAUCAUUUUGUGUGACUUCAUCGUUCCCUGGGAAAGUCUGACUGCCACUCAGAAGAAAAGCUUAAGCCAGAGAUACCAAAUGGGCUGUGAGUGCAAGAUUUCACGUUGUCCUUCAAUCCCCUGCUACAUUUCUGCUCCAGACGAAUGCCUGUGGACAGACUGGGUGACUGAGAAAAACAUGAAUGGGCGUCAGGCCAAGCACUAUGCUUGUAUUAAGAGGAGUGAUGGAUCCUGUGCAUGGUAUCGGGGAGCCGCUCCACCCAAGAAAGAGUUCCUAGACAUUGAAGACCCUUAAAUAACUUAUCAAUAACAACCUGAAAUGCCUGCAAAUAACUAAGGAAAAAAACAUAAAUAAACAAUAGAUUGGUCCAGUAUUGACAUCACUUCCUGACAAUAGUGAGUUGCUAUGGCCACCAGCAUAGGAUAAAAGUGAUGAAGCAGAAACCCUUUGAAUUAAUUCAGUGCUUUCAUUACUGAUCAAUUAAACAUACCUGCAUAGCUCUGGCAGUAUUAGCACAUUCUUGAAAGGUAUACAAUGAGACAAGCUUUGUUAUAAUCCAAAGCAAGACUGCAUAGUGUUUCUUUCUUUUAAUACUCCCAGAUUUUGUUGGCCUUACAUGCGUCCAUAUAACCCACAAAAUUCUUUGGGAAAUUGGACUUCCAUAAUUUUAUGAAAUAACCUUAGGCUCGAGAAAUGUAUUAUCCAUUGUGCAGUUUCAACACCAGUAGUAUUGUAUUAUUGCAUUUUGAUUAAUUCCUGGAGCCUGCCAUCUUCACAUACACAUGGCCUUCUUGCCCUCUUACCACCAUCAUAACUUUUUUGUUUAUCCGUCCAUUGAAUUUACUUUCCCUGCCUCAUGCAGGCACAGCACUCUUGUAAAUCAUUUUGUGCUGUUUUCAUUCUUUACCUAGUUAUUGACCUUGACUCGAGUUAGACAGAUGUUGUGCUUUGCUUUUUUAACAUAACUAACAUUGUGGUUAAGGGACCCAUUUGACUGCUUGUGAAGCAUUGCAAUUGCUCCUCUCUAUCAACUAGCAGCAGAUGACAGGCUGGACCAGUCUAUAAAACAUCUGUAACCAUCUCAUCGUAAUUCCAUGUAACAGUUUUAUCUGCUUUACUCUGUGGAUCUACUUGUGUCGCAUUUACUCCUCUUUCUCAUCAUUCCCUUUGGAUUUAUCAGCAGCUCAGCUGAUCUACUGCAUAUAUAUAUAUAUAUAUAUAUAUAUAUAUAUAUAUAUAUAUAUAUAUAUAUAUAUAUAUAUAUAUAAAUACAUAUACCCCCCCCCAUGUUAGACGUUAGAAUUGCACUUUAUGGCUAACUUAGCAACCUUUGAUAUUAAAUGAGUUUGUGCCUGAGAUAAUGGACUGGAAAAUCAUUUUCAGUGAGUGAUCUGAACUUCUCAUCUAUUUCCAUAAAACAUCUAGUAUGGACACCUCUAGUAUCGGAAUGAUAUAUGCAUGUUUAUAUUUAAAACUGUCCGUUAUGUUACUGCCAUAUGUGGAGCAGAACAGUACCCAGCCUGCUGAAUGCAAUGGUGCCAACUCCAUAUUAGCCAGCUCAGAUCAUCAAUGCAUCACUGACUUUGUGAUGUCGUUCAAUGUACCUAGUCAGAUUUGCAAAUGGGGUGCAGGACAUGGGUGGAACAGUAGCUCAGUGAUUAAGCUUACUGCAUCACGGAUAAAAGAUUCAUCCCUGACAAUUUGUUACUAUCUGUGUGCAAUUUGCAUUUUCCCUGUAUGUGGGUGGGUUUAAUUGUGGUACUCUGAAUUCCUUGCACCUUCGUGAAGCAUGCUGUCUGCAUGUUACUCUAAACUGCACACGUUUGGAAUUUAGCCUUGCUUUUACUGAACAGUAUCUUUGAAGGAUUAUUUUGUUAAUAAAUAAAUUAAAUUAAUGGGAGUGCCCAAGUCGUUCUGCCAGACUAAGUACAUCUUUAAUUUAGUUCCAUGCAUCACGCAUCAUAUUACUAGGCUGACAGUAUUUGUCAUUGACUGAAGCAAAACAAAAUUGUGAUAAAUAGCAAAGCAGUGAACUGUGGUGUUGUGUGCAUUACAACAUGCCAUGUACAAAUGUAGGUCAUUUAUUGCACUUAUGAAAUGGCUCCCCAUAUUCCCCUACCUCAUUCAACUGUAAACAGGACAAGGCUGCAACUUGUGUGUGUGUGUGUGUGUGUGUGUGUGUGUGUGUGUGUGUGUGUGUGUGUGUGUGUGUGUGUGUGUGUGUGUGUGUGUGUGUGUGUGUGUGCAUCAACAGUCAUUCACUUGCUGCAGACUUGUCUCUUUGUUUCAAACUUUUACUACAGUGGAAUAAGUAUAUAUGAGUAACAGGUUCACUCCACCAUGGUGGCAGGAGCUACCUGGAGACUUGUCUCUCUACAAAAAAUAUGUUUUUCAGCUUCAUCAUGUUGGAACUUUAACAGUAGUAUUUCAUUUGGUUGAAGCUUCAUGAAAGAUAGCACUGACAGAUUAUAGUGAAACCUUUCAAGAAAGUCAGGGAAUUAGAUUGCAGUCACUUUUUUCAGCUGGGUGAUACUUGUGAUUUGCAUUUUAUCAAGCCACAAUAUAGUUACAGUUCUGUUAUAUACUUGCAGCCAUGAUAAUAAUUUUCCUGCCUAUUCUGCAAUUAUCUUUUACAUGAAUAAAUAGUUGGUUGUGUGACCUCCCCCUCCCACCCUUGUCGCCCCUGGCAUCAGAAGGAGUUUAUAAUUUAAUUAUCCAAUCCUCUUGUGAGUUAUUCCAUGCACACUUAUGUUUGAUAUAUUGUAACUGGCAGUAUCUAGGAAAUGCCUCAGUGUGAAACUUUUAUCUAAUUUCUUAUAUUCCACAACCAUCUGAAAAGUACAGCAUUUGGAGCUCACCCUUUUCAUGUUUUGUACAGAUGAUGAGUAUACAUGGUACCCUGGUUGCACUCUUACUUCAUGCAUACUGCACUGAUGGCCAAAAUAUGCAAAACCGUGAGUGUGUCCUUUUUACAAAUAGUACAAAUAGCAGCAUAUGGUCUACUCUGGCCAUUCUUAUCUAUUGCACAUCUGGCUAACAGAUGGUUUACCCUGGUUAAACUCUUUUCAUAUACUUACUUGUCAGAUAGACUGCCACCAUUUUCAGCAUACUGUAUGUCCUUCCCUCAUAUAGUAUGCUAAUGUCCAAUAUAGGCAAUACCAAGACAUUAGGCAAGGGAGUUCACACAAAAGGCAUUUGCUGACAAUUAAGUUAUUUUAGUUUACAAAUUGUACACGACUUUCUGAGAAUGCAUGCUGUCAAGAAAGAUGCCCUGAAGUUUCAGUUCUUUCCUGGAAAUGAUUAUAAGCUUGGAACAUUCUGUUUUUACAUCCUAGCAUACGUCCUGGGAUAAAACAGACAAAAUAGAGUAAAUUGUUUUCUUUGGUGUUCUGCUUGCACUGUUUCUAAGUCAAGAAUUCCAGAUGAGAAAGAAAUAAAAUAUGCUUUCAUUUAUUUUUUAUUUUAUUCAGCUAGUUGUUGGACUGGACUAACUGACCCUCUUUUCCAGCCUUGGCCUAGCUGCAGUAUAAAUAAAAUGCAUCCAACAAAAAGUACACUCUCUCUCUCUCUCUCUCUAUAUAUAUAUAUAUAUAUAUAUAUAUAUAUAUAGAUAGAUAUAUA